This is a messenger RNA of Dromiciops gliroides (monito del monte), 402 nucleotides long. RefSeq names its product small cysteine and glycine repeat-containing protein 5-like. The transcript has a single exon. The coding region runs from base 1 to 402 and encodes 133 amino acids. The record is from RefSeq and is a predicted model, not a curated record. Lineage: Eukaryota; Metazoa; Chordata; Mammalia; Microbiotheria; Microbiotheriidae.
AUGGGUUGCUGUGGCUGUAGAGGCAGCUGUGGCGGCUGCGGUGGUGGCUGUGGCGGCUGUGGUGGCUGUGGCGGCUGUGGUGGCUGUGGCGGCUGUGGCGGCUGUGGCGGCUGUGGCGGCUGUGGCGGCUGUGGAGGCUGUGGUGGCUGUGGUGGCUGUGGUGGCUGUACCACUUGUACUUGCUACCGUGUGGGCUGCUGCUCUGCCUGCUGCCCCUGCUGCUGUGGCUGCUGUGGAGGCUGCUGCAGCCCCACAGUUGUCUGCUGCCGCCGCACAUGCUGCAGUGGCUCCUGUGGCUGUGGUGGUGGCUGUGGUAAGGGCUGUGGCUGUGGCAAGGGCUGCUGCCAACAGAAAUGCUGCUGCCAACAGAAAUGCUGCUGCAAGAAGCAAUGCUGCUGCUAG